GCAAUUUGGUCAACCAUGCUGCCGCCGCACUGCAAUUAACCGGUGGUGCUCUCGAGCGCAAUUAAGUUCCACAUGCUGCUGAUCAAAUGAGAUUUAUCUGAACAUUUGGUGAUGUGAUCUAGUCUCGGACAGUCGAAAAAAUGGUUUCACUCGAAACGAUCAAACUACGCUUAGUGAUUCUUAUUUGCUUAGUAAAAUAUCAUUUGAAGAACCUGUGGCAAAAGUAUUCGUUUGGUUACAAUCGGCCAAAAGUUCAGCUUAGACCAGGAAAAAUCCGAGGAUUAACAGAUAUUCUACCAAACGGCAAACCGUACCAUUUCUUCAAGGGCAUCCCAUACGCCAAAGCACCGGUCGGGCAACUCCGUUUUCAACCUCCAGUGCCAAUUCAGCGUUAUGAUAGUGACAUAAUUGAUUGCUCAGUGCACCGAAAUGAAUGUAUUCAGUUAAAUUUUCUCACCAAUGUCGUGGCGGGAUCCGAGGAUGGUCUUUUUCUGAACGUGUACACACCUGAUCUGCCAGAUCGGAAAAAGUCUUCUCCUAACUUACCGGUGAUGAUUUUCAUCCAUGGCGGUGGUUUUCAGGACGGUUCUGGUGAUAGUUUCCUCUAUGAUCCGAUAGACUUGCUUGAAGCAGGGGUGAUCGCUGUCACAAUCAACUAUCGUUUGGGACCACUCGGAUUCUUGUGCUUGCCCAGUGUAGGAAUUUAUGGUAAUAUGGGUAUGAAGGAUCAGCGUUUGGCGUUCCAAUGGGUGCAGGAGAAUAUUGCUCAGUUCGGAGGAAAUCCAAACAAUGUGACUCUAUUUGGCUGCAGUGCUGGGAGUAUUGCUUGUCAACUACAUUACCUCUCCAAAAAUUCAAGAUAUCUAUUUCAUCGAGUAAUCUGUCAAAGCUGCACGGGGUUCACAAUGCCAUAUUUGCAACAAAACCCAGUUGCUAAAUCGAGAAAGUUGGCAUGUGUAGUGAAAGGAGGCCAAAUAAUUUCGGACAGAGAAGCGUUAGAUGUUUUGAUGCGAUCAUCCGCUCGAACGUUGGUCAAGUUACAAACGAAAGCUUCUACUGCUGAAGACAAUCCGCUGGAUCCCUACAAGUUCUACUUCCGAGCGUGUGUUGAGCCGAUGGAAACCGAUGAUAGUGUCAUCGCGGAAACACCGGAAUCGAUUCUCAAACGUGUUGACACCUUGAACAUGCCAAUCAUCACAGGGUGUUGUGACAGUGAAGGUGGCCUGAGCGUACAUUUACUACUGGAUAAGUUGAAAAUUAUCAAUACCAAGCCAGAACAUGCGUUGAUAUCAUCCGUAGUGAGAGAUGCGCAUAUUCCAGAUCGACUCGAAUUGGCAGCUGAUAUCAAAAAACUCUAUUUUGGGAGUAAACCUAUCGAUCGUAACAGUUUGAGGGAGCUAAGUAAUCUAUUUACCGACACAGAUUUUGUGGCUCAUCAAAUGGUUGGUACUGAGUGGAUUUCUAGGUAUCAACCUAGAGUGAAGCACUACAACUAUCGGUUCACGUUCGAUGGACAGUAUGGUGUAAUGGAACGCGUAUUAGGGACUACCAAUAUCGGAGGAACUUGGCAUGGUGACGAUGUGUUUUACAUCUUUAGACCAGCAUUUCACCCCAGGCUGCCAUCUCUUUCAGACGAAGAGAAAGUGAAAAGAACAUUUAUAGAACUAUGGACAAGCUUUGCCAAGUAUGGAGAACCGUUGAUAGGAGAUUCCAAAGCGGUUGAAUGGUUACCAGUCCAAUCCUACAGUGGAAAUCAACACUUGUUCCAGCUAGAUUAUUUAAGCAUCGGGGUGAGUUCGAAAAUGAUGCAAAACUAUUGUAGACAACGGUUAGCAUUUUGGCGUCAAGCUUUGAUAAAGUAUAAAAAGGAUUUCUUAUGAUUCGCCA
Aedes aegypti (yellow fever mosquito) is the source of this 1887-nucleotide messenger RNA. Its product is annotated as esterase B1. The record is from RefSeq and is a predicted model, not a curated record. Gene Ontology annotation, molecular function: hydrolase activity. The transcript is spliced from 4 exons. Lineage: Eukaryota; Metazoa; Arthropoda; Insecta; Diptera; Culicidae. Bases 141 to 1880 code for a protein of 579 amino acids.